Messenger RNA from Xenia sp. Carnegie-2017, 2703 nucleotides. RefSeq lists its product as uncharacterized. The coding region runs from base 16 to 2226 and encodes 736 amino acids. The transcript is spliced from 2 exons. The record is from RefSeq and is a predicted model, not a curated record. Lineage: Eukaryota; Metazoa; Cnidaria; Anthozoa; Malacalcyonacea; Xeniidae. Gene Ontology annotation, molecular function: protein binding.
AAUUGAAUCUAUCAUAUGAUAAAUGUGGGAAAAUGUAAAAUAAGCUGGGCAGUAGAUGUCAAAGUGGUUUGUGCGAGGUUAAAAGAUGUUGAAGGCAAAAACAUGUUUUUUAACAUUAGCUUUGAAUUGUUUAAAAUUAUUAAGGAACUACGAAGUUUCUUGGAAAAAGAUGUAAUUGAGGAACUAGUAUUUCAUUUGUUUGUGAUGAGAAUAGAGACAUUUAUGACUGAUAGAAGCCUAAUUUAUUUACAAACUAUUGCAAACAGAAUUCAUGGCAGUGACGAAAAAAGAUUAUUGGCAAGGGAUUUAUUGAAACAAGGAAAGUUUGUUUGGUUUGAGAACUUAGACUCAACAUAUUUAACAAACCAUCAUCAUUUGACUGUCCCCUUGCGUGCUAACGUUUCAUCUCUUUGUUUGUCGUCCAAUGAAGAACUUCUUGCUGUAGGAUAUGAAAAUGGUCAAAUAUCUAUUUUUAAACUUCCAGAAUUUUCAAAAAGAUGCACUAUAGACACUGUAUUAGAUGAUUCAAGGAUGGAUAAGUGGGAUGAUGAAAAGACAUAUACAUUUAUGUCCCUGAUGUACAAAUAUGACUAUCCAACAUUAAAGAAAUUUGGUUUUGUACGUGGAAACAUCUGUUGUUGCUCCUUUUCACCUACCGGAAAUAGACUGGUAACUAGUGAUGGAUCUACUGAAGUAAAGUUGUGGGACGUUAACAAUGGACGUUUGUUAUUAUGUUUACAGUCAGAUGAUGUCGUUAAUCGUUGCUCUUUCUUAGAUUCAGGUUUGUUUAUUACAGCAAGAUAUGAUGGAAUUUCUUCUAAAGAUGUGUUCACUGCAUGGAAUUCAUUAACUUUGCAAAGAAUCGAUCGACGCUGCGUUGUUGAUUACCAAAAACUACAAUGCACCGAUAAAUAUUCAGAGUUCCUUGUUACAAAAUUUGUGAAGACUUCGCAUGUUUUUCAAUUCCCAAAGGCAAUCGAUAUUUUUUCAAAGAAAUAUUUUGAUUCACUACCUUUAGUGACAACACACCAUUAUCGUGAUUGUAUUUUUUAUCAUACAGGCCAGAAUGGAAAGCUUUCUGAAAUCACUCAGUUGACAAAAUACAACGAUCAAGGAGAAGUCGAGUUUUGUUUACCACAUGUUAGGUGUCCAUGUUUUCGGAGGAAUCUUAACAAAGUCCAUCCAAUCUCGUUUAAGGAAUUUUACGUUGUGCCGUAUUUUUCCAAGCUUAAAAUUUUCAAAACUGAUCAUCUUUGGAGACCUUCAUUUAUCUUUGAGAAAUUUGAAAUUAAAUGUUGUUGUUUUCACCGGAUGGAUCUUUUUGCUGCUUUCGCAGUUGGUGACCACGUUACCAUUCAUAUUUGGAGCAUUGAACGUUGCACUAUUAUUCAAACUGUACCAAUGCAACUGAAGAAUGCAUUAGGAUGUUGGUGGUCAGAUGGUUUACUGUGGAUAUGGGAUGGUUCUGAUCAUCUUAUGAAGAUAUCAACUUCGUCUGAAAAUUUUGUAAAUUCUACUCAAGCAAAGCAUGUUAACAUUGGAUUUAAACCUGAAGAAAUCUUAACAUUUGGUGAUGUCUUAGUUUGUAUUGACGAAGAAAAGUUUGUUCAAGUUGUUAGAAUUACCAAGGGUGAGAUACAAUACAACAAAAGACUUCCUGUCCAUAGUUCAAAAUUUAAAGCAGCAGCUGUAUCACCUGAUAAUUCUGUUAUUUUAACUGUAAACAAAACAGAAUACACAUUAUGGAAAUGGGGAAAUAACAACAAUGAACUUUACUUGAAACCUUGGCAUACUGCAGAAAUACCCAUAAUAGCUGUCAUUGAAAAAUUUCUUCCACAACAGAUAACUGUAAAUGAUCUAAUGUUCGACUGCUAUAUAAGUGAUAGUAAACAAGCAGCCAUAACAUUUUCCGAUGGCUUUAAAUGUAUGAACAUUUAUGUAAUUAAUUUUCACGAGAAUGGUGAUGUUAAUGCGAUUAUGCAUGAUGUCAGUAAAUAUUAUUUGGAAUCCGACCUAGUCGUACACAAAUCUUAUUGCAUUGGAGUGGUUGAAUGGCUCUUUGGUCGGUCAUUGGUGGCUGUAGAUUUAAAGAGUGGUGAAAAGUGCGCUGCAUUUGACGGACAUGUAACGUUUAAUAUAACUAUUCAUUCCAAUACAGGAACUUUAGCUAUGGUUCACAACUCAGAUUGCAUAAUUCAAUUUUUAAAACUUAUUGUUCCUGAAUAAAAACAUCAACUCAAACUUUAAUAGUAAGUUCAAAAACCUUUUGAGAAAAUUGCACAUAGAUGUUGAUGGUCGUAAGGAUGAUUGCUUGUUUCCACCUACUAUAGUUUUCUACAGAAGAAGUUUACUUAUUCUACCAGGCAAUCUUUAAGAAAUUAUCUAUAUUUACCAAAAAUAAAUUUGGACCAAUUUUGCAAAAGAUCUUUUAAAUUUAUCGGUACUAUUUCUUGGAAUGUCUUACCUCCUGCUAUUAAAGAAUGUAAAAUAUUAUCAAUGUUUUGCAAUAAUCUGAAACGAUGUAUAAUUGCUUUUUAUAACACAAAUGACUUGUAUUUAGAAAGAGUGCUUGUAUACUAAUUGAUCAUGAAUAUUUGUUUAUUCCUUUCUAAGAUUCUACUUGUAAUCUUCAUAAAUGAAUUGUCAUUUAAACAGGGCAUCCUCUAGAUUAGACUACUACUGUAAGAUGCUCUGUCAAACUUA